GCUGCCGGCGGUCGGAAGAGUUGAUAGCUGAUCGAGUGCUCCGUCCGCGGUUUUUUCUUUCGAGCACGUUGUUUGUCCCGGAUUCGAUUCCAUCUUCGCGACCCGCAACUAUCAGUCGUACUCUGAUCCCCGUUCUGCGGAAGAUGACGAUUUGCUGAAAGACAAUAACAUCAUAUUAACUACUAUACAUCAUCCUCGAAUAAGGUUGGCAAAAAGCCCUUAUACAAACAUGGCUGUGGAUUAUGUGCUGGAGGACCUGAUGGGGAAACUAGGGGAAUUUGGGAAGUACCAGUUCCUGCAGUUUUUCCUGCAGGUGCUUUCCGGCCUGACCGCUGGUAUGCACAUGCUAUCGCUGGUCACCGUGGCCGCCGUUCCCGAGCACCGGUGCUUCAUCGAGGGCGUGGACAACAGCACGUUGUCGGUGACGCCGUGGAACUCUAGUGCCAUCCUGGCCGCCAUCCCGCUGAAACCCAAUGGCGAUCUGGAUUCCUGCCAUAUGUAUGAUCCAUCUAUCCUGAGCUCCAAUGCCACCGUCAAGUGCACACGUUACGUAUACGACACGACGUACUACAAGACCUCGCGCACCAUCGACUGGAACUUUGUGUGCGACCGCCGCUGGAUGGGGGCCAUUGUGCAGACGGUGUUCAUGCUGGGCGUGUUCACCGGCGCCGUCACCCUUGGCGGACUCGCCGAUAAAGUGGGCCGGAAGACCGUGUUCUGCUGGUCGGCAUUGUUCCAACUGAUCAUCGGCGUGGGUGUGGCCUUCAUUCCCGAGUACUUCUCAUUCAUGGUGGCCCGCUACCUGCUCGGCAUUGUGGGAUCAGCGGGCGCCUAUAUAUGUGGCUUCGUGCUCACCAUGGAGCUGGUAGGACCCAGCAAGCGUACUGUGUGCGGCAUAACCUUCCAGGCUGUCUUCGCUGGAGGCAUCAUGCUGGUGGCGGGAUGGGGAGCACUGAUUCAUGACCGCCAGUUGCUGCAGGUGAUCUAUGGACUGCACGGCUGUCUAUUCCUGGGCCACUGGUGGUGGCUAGAUGAAUCUCCGCGCUGGCUGUGGAUGCAGGGUCGUGCCGCUGAAGCUGUGGACAUUGUGGCCAAGGGCUUGAGGAUCAAUGGAUCGGGCAUACCGGUGGACAAGGAAUACUACGUGCAGAAGGCCAAGCAGCAGGCGGCCGCCGAGGAGAAGUCCAGUGCCGGAUUGAGUGACCUGUUCCGCACGCCCAACCUGCGGAUGAAGACGCUGAAUGUGUGCCUCUGCUGGUUUGCCAACUCCCUGGUCUACUACGGACUUUCGCUGAGUGCCGGCAAGCUGUACGGCAAUCCCUACCUGAUCCUGUUCAUCAUGGGCCUGGUGGAGUUCCCCAGCUACAUAACCAUUGUGUUCGUCCUGGAUCGCCUGGGUCGUCGAUCGAUCACCUCCACCCUGAUGUUGGGUGGCGGUCUGUGUUGCAUUGUGGCCGCCUACAUUGCCCAGGGCACCAACACCUCCACGGGUGUAGUGAUGGCGGGCAAGCUCCUCAUCGCCGGAUCCUUUGCCGUGAUCUACAAUUACUCGGCGGAGCUGUUUCCCACCGUGGUGCGGAACUCAGCCAUGGGCCUGGGAUCCAUGUGCGCCCGUCUAUCCGGCGCUCUAACUCCACUCAUCACAUUGUUGGACUCAUUUGACCCAAAGAUCCCGGCCGUACUCUUUGGCGUGGUGGCCAUCAUCUCGGGCUUCUGGGUGAUGUUCCUGCCGGAGACCAUGGGCCAGCCAAUGCCCGAAUCCAUUGAAGAUGGCGAGAACUUCGGCAAGGGCGACACUUGGUUCAGCCAGUGCGCUGGUCGCAAGAAGCGCCAGAACAGCGUCUAUCCCGAUGACCCUGAGCAGAUGGUGCCGCUCAAGAACAUCGAGAGCAAGUAAAUGCCAAGCUAAAUUCCCAAAGCCAGUUUAAUUUCCUUGUUACCCUGUUUUUCUUGUUAAGAAUUCUACUCUUCUAUCUAGUAGUAAGUUUUAAGAGUUGCUAUCCAUUCCAUGUGAAUAAAAUGGUUCUAUAGAAUAGGUAAA
This is a messenger RNA of Drosophila subpulchrella, 2041 nucleotides long. RefSeq names its product organic cation transporter protein. Gene Ontology annotation, cellular component: membrane. Gene Ontology annotation, biological process: transmembrane transport. The coding region runs from base 230 to 1897 and encodes 555 amino acids. The record is from RefSeq and is a predicted model, not a curated record. Gene Ontology annotation, molecular function: transmembrane transporter activity. The transcript is spliced from 3 exons. NCBI's taxonomy places the organism in Eukaryota, Metazoa, Arthropoda, Insecta, Diptera, Drosophilidae.